GGAUUUCAUAAAAUGACACUGAAAUUAGAGCUGACUGUUGAUGGCUCAAGUCCUGGAGGGCUACAGAAUGGGGCAAAGGAGAUUGCACGGCAUAUUCGACCAGAGUGGAAUCAAGAUAAGCUUAAAUUCAAGGUGUACACAGAUGGUAUUACAAAUCAGCUGAUUGGUGUAUGGCAUGAUGACAAAAACACCCAGCUAUUAGUGCGAGUCUAUGGUUCCAUGACUGAGAUGUUCAUUGACAGAGACACUGAAAAGAGCACGUUUGAGGUUUUAAACAAAGCUGGAUGUGGGCCACAACUCUAUGCAACCUUUGAGAAUGGGCUGAGUUAUGGGUUCACUGAAGGCAUUCCAGUUACUCCUGAACUCGUGGUUCGGGAGCCUAUUUGGAAGUCUGUCUCACAAGAGAUGGCUACGUACCAUAAAGUUAAGAAGGGAGAUCUUGAACAUCCCAUACUGUUUCGUAAACUGCGUUCCUUUCUGAACAUCACACCAAGCAGAUUCAACGAUAUCAACAAACAGAAGAGAAUAGAUGAAUGUGGUUAUGAUAAAUCUUUACUAAUUAAAGAAACAGAUGAACUGGAAUCCUGCCUCACUGGUCUUGGGUGCCCAGUGGUCUUUUCUCAUAAUGACAUCCUCCUUGGAAACAUUAUCUGGAACGAGUCGACUCAGAAAGUGGGUUUUAUAGACUAUGAGUAUGGAGGAGCUAAUUAUCAAGCAUAUGAUAUUGGCAAUCACUUUAAUGAGUUUGCUGGUGUUGAUGAAGUGGACUACAGUCGGUAUCCAUGUCCAGACUUUCAGCGCCAGUGGUUACGAAGUUAUCUGUCACACUACCAGGAAAUACCCCAAGAACAAGUACUAGAUAUUGAUGUGGAGGUUUGGUAUGUUUGGGUCAACAAGUUUGCUCUGGCCUCACAUGUGUUUUGGGGCACAUGGGCGAUGAUACAAGCAUACUAUUCAUCUAUAGAUUUUGAUUUUAUUGGAUAUGGUAUUACUAGGCUAAAUGAAUAUUUCAAAAGGAAGAAUCAGUUUCUGAAUCUUUGACCAAAUCUUCAGCAGUUCCAGCCAACAUUUGGUGUCAGUACCACAGAGAUUCCAUUUUGCAAGAUGCACAUGGUGGAAGAAAAACAUCAACAGUUGUUAGUAUAAAACUAAUGAUAAAGAUAAGUGACAGUGAUAAGUCAGAAUGUCCAAAUUUCUUGGUGCUAUUAUAGUGUGCAUAAAGUCCUGGGUUCAAUUUUCCCAGCUGGACAGAUA
This is a messenger RNA of Procambarus clarkii (red swamp crayfish), 1254 nucleotides long. Lineage: Eukaryota; Metazoa; Arthropoda; Malacostraca; Decapoda; Cambaridae. The record is from RefSeq and is a predicted model, not a curated record.